UUGCCGUAGUUUCCUGUCGCCUAGCAACGAUCCAAACAUUCUGUUGUCAAUGGAAGCUAACAAGCUAACCCUUUAACAUCUUUGAUAAGUGAUUAAAAUAUAUUUUAAGGGAUGGAGCGGGAACUUAAUGACGAGGAACAGCAGGAUUUGUUCGCGUGGAUUGACAAAAUACCUCUGUCGAGGCCCAAAAGAAAUAUUUCAAGAGACUUCAGCGACGGAGGUAUGAUGGCUGCUGAGGUUGUAAAACAUUUCUUCCCAAAGCUUGUUGACCUGCACAACUACAUCCCUGCAAAUUCCACGCAGCAAAAGCUCAGUAACUGGAACCUCCUUAACAGGAAGGUGUUUUCUAAGCUUGACUUUCAUGUACCAGAGGAAACUCUCAAUAAGAUCAUUCUGAGCUCUUCUGGAGCUGUGGUGUCAGCUCUCAGCGCCCUCAGGGAGAAAAUCGACAACAAGCUGGAGAACCCAAAAAACAAUAUACCAAACCUGGACUACUAUGACACCAGGAACCUGCAGAAUGCCUGUGCAGAAAUUCAUCAGGCCCCCACUCAGCUGACAGAACUGAGGAAAGAUGAGAGGAACGUGGAGAAAAACAUGAAACUGCAACACGCAGUCAAGUUUUACCCCGACAUGGACCCGAAUUUACGGCUCCUCCUCCAGGAAAAAGAGCAGGCAGUCAUGUCUCUGCAGGAGACAGUGGAGAUCCUGCAGAUAAAAGUAAACAAGUUAGAACAUCUGGUGCACCUGAAGGACAUGCGAAUAGAAGAUCUGACGCGGCACCUGGAGACGUACAAAGCAAAAGCUAGAUCACUUAAAGAAAAGCCAAAGGAGCUCAGGCAGGGUGAAUUGCUGGGAAACUGCAGAAACACACAGGAGAUAAAAAUAUUUACUCAUAGAGGAGGAACCACACCCUCAACUCAGGCCCUUUGGUGAGGGAAACGUCCCGGAAGAUGUCAAGGUUAGAUAAAUCAUGGAUGUGAUGCAAAAGCAUCCCAGGAAAGCGAUGCUCAAGCAGGAAGCAGCAAAACCUGACCAUCACCUCACUUCCUGGAAUGGUUGGUGGUGGUGGUGGGAGGGGGUAUAUAAACAUAUAAACUUGCUGUGUUUUACGGGCUUUCACAAUGAAAUUAGCACAAGUUUGCAAAUAAAAACUUCAAACUUGAAAACAAA
Messenger RNA from Oryzias melastigma (Indian medaka), 1170 nucleotides. RefSeq names its product sperm flagellar 1 (gene spef1). The transcript has 9 exons. Lineage: Eukaryota; Metazoa; Chordata; Actinopteri; Beloniformes; Adrianichthyidae. Gene Ontology annotation, biological process: regulation of cytoskeleton organization. Bases 112 to 933 code for a protein of 273 amino acids. The record is from RefSeq and is a predicted model, not a curated record. Gene Ontology annotation, molecular function: microtubule binding. Gene Ontology annotation, cellular component: axoneme.